Papaver somniferum (opium poppy) is the source of this 777-nucleotide messenger RNA. RefSeq names its product WAT1-related protein At4g01440-like. Gene Ontology annotation, cellular component: plasma membrane. The transcript has 4 exons. Gene Ontology annotation, molecular function: transmembrane transporter activity. The coding region runs from base 1 to 777 and encodes 258 amino acids. The record is from RefSeq and is a predicted model, not a curated record. Lineage: Eukaryota; Viridiplantae; Streptophyta; Magnoliopsida; Ranunculales; Papaveraceae.
AUGGAUAUGGUACCAGCUCUUUUAAUGAUAUUUCUACAGUUUGUUAGUGCGGGUAAUAAUGUGUUUAACAAACUUGCACUAGACUCCGGAAUGAACCCGCAAAUAUUAGUUGCAUACCGCCAGAUUCUUGCAACAUGUUUUCUUGCUCCAGCAGCAGUUUAUUUCGAAAGGGGAGUCAUGCAUCAAUGUCUGUAUUUCACCGGACUCAAACAUACCACGCCUACCAUAGCGUGCGCACUGCUCAAUACCGCACCAGCAAUCACCUUUAUACUUGCCAUCUUGUUUCGAAUGGAGACGAUUGGAAUACAUAGACUUUCGGGGCAAGCCAAGGUUAUUGGUACAAUUGUGUGCGUCGGAGGAGCAGCCAUGAUGUCUUUUUACACAGGCAGCAUCAUAAACAUUGGAAGGUCGACAUUACAUUGGCGGUACGCGGAGAAGUUGAUAUCACAAAACACAUCCGCUAGUAGCAGUACUAUCACUGGUCCGACAGCUUUUGCUUCGGCGCUAGCAUUCGUAGUGACAGCAUGGUGCAUAUCAAAACGCGGUCCUCUUUACGUGUCAAUGUUUAGUCCGAUAGCGCUGGUUAUAGUCGCCGUGCUUGAUUGGGCUCUUAUGGACGGGGAAAUAUAUGUGGGCAGUGUUGUCGGAUCUGUUUCAAUUGCAAUUGGGCUAUAUGCUGUGUUGUGGGGUAAGGGCCAAGAGGCGAAAGAAAGUUUUAAUGCUCAAAAAAUUUCUGCUGCUCAUCAUAAAAGUUCUGAUUUUCAAGAGCAAGUUUGA